Molecule: messenger RNA, 1278 nt
Organism: Ilex paraguariensis (yerba mate)
Lineage: Eukaryota; Viridiplantae; Streptophyta; Magnoliopsida; Aquifoliales; Aquifoliaceae
Source: the annotation of a GenBank genome assembly
AUGGCUUCCACAACAACAACUACUCUUAUCUAUCCAAUCACCAAUGAACAGUUCAACCUGUUUCACUCCAUCGACCGUGAACUGUACUCUCGGUUGAUCUUCGAACUCGGCCGAGACCCGGGCGAGUCAAUGCAAGUCAUGGCGUUCUGGUAUUGGAUCGAAAGAUCAAGCAUUGAUUUCUUUUUUGUGAAGAAAGUAUUGCCUCUGCCUAGCAAUCUACUCGAUGAACUUGUGGAUGAAACAGUGACUUGUUUGAAAUGCAUUGAGAGUGAUACAUUUUCUGUUGAGGGGACUGCCAUUAAUAACCUUCAGAAUUUUAUUGACACAGGGAAUCUUACUCUAGAAUAUAUGCAUGAGAACAGGAGUAGAAUCCUCCGUGGAGUCACCAAGAUUGUGAAUGAGGUCUGUUCCAGGGCUUUUGAAGACAUACUGAGAAAGAGAUUUGAGAAUGUGUACGACUACAGUCACAUUUGGAUUGGUUCCAAUGCGGCUUUUGGGAGUGACAGCCAUGGAGUUUCAAUGUCAAUUUCAGUCCCCACAAUGGGUAGCAGUUCUGGGAAUAGGGGAGAGAUAGGAACGAUGGUUUCGGGUCGUCUUUAUUGUCAUCCCAAUAAUAACAGUCCAAUGCACGAAACUCCUGCCACCAUGGGUUCUGUUAUAACUGUCCCGUUUUAUACCGGUUAUGGAGUUGUUCCCCAAAUGGGUUUUGGAGGAACAUUAAACAUUGCAGAGGGUUAUGCUCAUGGUGAUGGCUCUUCAACUUCUUCGGAGAAAAAUGUCGGAGUUACUUCUCAAAUGGUGGGUGUGGGGAGUUUGCAGGCUUAUGAACCUUAUGAUUUGAAGGCACAGCGCCAAUUUUUGAAUAAUGAACUGGGUGAUAUGCUGAGCCGUGUUAACCUUACUGUUAUUGGAGAAGAGGAGGACAUCCCAGCAGAUGAUAGGACCAUCUUCUUGACUUUCUCCAAAGGAUAUCCAACAUCUGAAACAGAAGUUAGAGACUUCUUCACUAGAACAUUUGGAGAUUUUGUCGAGACCAUCCACAUGCAAGAAGUCGUCUCGCCUAAUGAUCAAGUACUGUAUGCCCGCCUUAUAGCCCGUUCAGCCUCCAUCAUCGACACCAUUGUCGGCAGCGGCGGCAGAGCAAAGUACUCUAUCAAUGGGAAGCAUGUCUGGGCCAGGAAAUACGUGAAAAAACCCCAGCAGCCCAAGUCGCCACCGCAAGUAACCACCACAUCGCUGCCACGACCGCCUUCAUCGGGGACGACAUCGCAACCCUGA